This is a messenger RNA of Octopus sinensis (East Asian common octopus), 1849 nucleotides long. RefSeq lists its product as uncharacterized. Bases 886 to 1629 code for a protein of 247 amino acids. The transcript is spliced from 2 exons. The record is from RefSeq and is a predicted model, not a curated record. NCBI's taxonomy places the organism in Eukaryota, Metazoa, Mollusca, Cephalopoda, Octopoda, Octopodidae.
GCAAGACUGAUCAACUAAAGCACAUUCAUUCAUUUUCCGGAUAUCGAUCAUGCCCCGAAGGAAGACUUCUUCAAUUGGAUGCAAAACUGCGAAAGCUGCAAGAACAUCAGCAAGGAGGGCCAAUGAAUCGUCAGCCGAAACUUACAUUAGACGAUCACAAAAUGCUCGACGUACUGCCAAUUCAAGAGCACUUCAAAAAGAUCACCAGCGUAAACUUCGACGAACUGCUGCUGUGCGAGCUGCAGAAAAUGAACUCCAGCGUAAAGUUCGACGAACUGCUGCUGCACUAGCUGCAGAAAAUGAACUCCAGCGUAAAGUUCGAUGAACUGCUGCUGCGCUAGCUGCAGAAAAUGAACUCCAGUGUAAAGUUCGACGAACUGCUGAUGCUGCCUCAACCGCUGCUGCACAAGCUGCAGAAACAGAACUCCAGCGUAAAGUUCGACGAACUGCUGAUGCUUCCUCAACUGCUGCUGCACAAGCUGCAGAGAAGAAAAACGAACGCACUACACGUCUGCUCAGGAAUGCUGCCAACAUGGCUGCUGCGCAAGCUUCCUACACCUUACAACAGAGAUGUACUAUGCUGCAGACUUCAACUCAACAAAGAGCUCAUAGACGAGGAUUUUCAACGCCAUGCAGCUAACGAUGGUUAUUAAAGGCUUUCCAAUACAACCCUAACCUUCAUUAUGAUUGCCACCUAGAUAUGAACAUUGGCAAUAUGUCCAUCACUUGCUCUUUCUGCAAUGCUAAGAAGUGGUCAAGAGAAACUCCUGCAAUGUGUUGCACUAAUGGAUCCACUGCAGGAUCCACCACAGCUCUUAAAGUCACUCUACACUGGCACAACUACAUUUCCUGAAUAACAUCCGGAAGUACAAUUGUGCAUUCCAAAUGACAUCUUUCGGCGCUAAUGUUGUUCAAGAAGGCGGGUUUAUGCCAACUUUCAAAGUUCAGGGACAGGUUUACCAUAGGAUAGGAUCACUCAAACCUGCUGAAAAUCAAGAUCCUCAAUUCCUUCAACUGUACUUUGUAGGUAAUUUACAUGAGCAAGCCACCCAACGAAAUUCCAUUUCCACAGGUACUAACUUUCACUUGAUAAUGCAACUGCAAGACCUUUUGCACCAGAAAAACAGCUACGUACACAUCUUCAAGUAUACCUUGGAAACUGAAGAUUCAUCAAAUUUUAAUGUUAUCAUUGAUGCCCAGAAAAGACCAUCUAGGGAACAUGCAGGCCAUUACAAUGCACCCACAUGCAAUGAAAUAGCUGUAUUCCUUCACGGUGAACAGCACAAUCCCAGAGACAUUGUCCUCAGGCGACGUGACACCACCCUCCAACGAAUUAGUGAAACACACAGAUCAUAUGAUUUACUCCAAUACCCACUUCUGUUUAUUAACGGUGAGGAUGGCUACCACAUCGGUCUACUACAGCAACAUCCUCAAAAUCUUAAUGAACAUCUCAACAAGCCAAUAUCCUGCAUGGACUUCUACUCAUACAGAUUUAUGACCCGAAACAACUGCUGUAGUCACCUCCACCGUAUUUACAUUCCCUAUGGCCAUAGGGAAUGUAAAUAUGUUUUCUUCAUUUUUGCUUGGACACUGGCUUUUAACUAUAGGUUUGCCUUAUCUGAAAAGUAAUUUUGAAUCGGAAAAAAUUUUUCUAAACAAUGAACUUUUAUCUGACCUUAUAUAUUAUAUAUUACUUAUUUAUAUGCUUCCUAUACUUAUAUAUGUAUUUUUAUAUAUCUAUAUAUUUCUUAUAUUUUUAUUAUUCUAGGUGUUGUAAUGUUUUUUAAAAAAUAUAUAUUUCUUAAUUGCUAAAAUAUUAAGCGUUAACUUUUAACCGAGAUGAACUAUA